ACUGACGGCAUGCCGUCGCACUACGUUUACAUAUUGUGGCUGUAGUAACGUGCGUUCUCCCGGACACUGUUCUCUACCGAUGCUUAUUCAAUCUCCGAUCAUGAGCGACUGUGUAAAUAUAUGCCGCAGAGAGUUUAAUGAUUCUCGUUAAAACGUUUUUUAAUUGAUUUUAACGAGAAAAUAACCGAAUACAAAAGAGCAAAUACCUUUUUAAUUAAUGCAGUAUUUUGGUACGAUAAGUUUGUUUUUAUUACAUUAACAGUUGUUAGAUUUUAUUUGAAGACCUCAUUUUUAAUAAUAAAGUCGUUUAGUUAAGACGAAAUUUGGUGAAUCUAACAUAAUAAUAUAUUAUGUUCAAUGGAGAACAGAUCUCUAUCGUCUACAUUCAAGUUAAAUAUUGUUUCUCAUCAAAGGAAAAUAAGGAGCGGUCAAGGGCCACUAAUAUUGUUUUCUUUUAUUACUGCGACGGCCAGAGACGGUGCACAAGUAACGAAAAAACGAUUGCAAGAUGUUUCCAAAAAACUGAAGGAUAAUUUUGCCAUAGGCGCUGUAUUAAUAUGCAAAGAGAAAAAUGUAGUGUAUCCUAUCGUUCAUUUUACCAACGACCAAGAUUACUUAAUGUCGGUGUUGCAAGACCAAAAAGAUAUAGACGAACACUUCAAACUAAACCAAGGUGUAUAUCGAGAAAUCAAAAGCAUUGAAUGUGAAGACGCUUGCAGUUCAUUUGUUAAGUCUCCUGCAAGUAUUUCUUAUAUUGUAUCUGGUUUCAGAACACUUGAUACCAGUCUCGCAGAGGUUAUGAUAGAAUCGUGGAGGGAUUGGACAGGAGCUAGGCAUAUGUAUUUAUACAUGCCUUAUGAUUUAGGCUUACAAAGGAUCUCGUUAUUAAAAAAAGUAGCUCCUGACUCUAUUAAUGCGUUUACGUAUGUUGUGAUUGCUGAGUGUUUAAAUGUUGACACGGAAGAAAAGAAGAUGAUGUUAUUAGAUUUUGUUCAGAGAAUGAGGGUAGAAAAAUUCCUAUCUGGUUACCUGUCAGUUUAUGAGCUACACAAAAUGUAAUACAUUUGUGUAAAUUUACCUCGCUUAUUAAACCAUGCACGUAAUAUUCUGUUAUGUUGACUAAUUUUUAUUUUAUUUAAUUUUUGUUUAUAAAAAUUAUUUUAUAUUGUUUUUAAUACAUGUAAUUAAUGUUAUAUUUUUUACACUGUAGUAAUAAAUAAAUACAUGUUCACUAUAUUUACUAAAAACAAAUUGUCUUUCAUCUGUUUCAUUUCAAACAUUGUACUUUAAUAGUUCUUAUUUUAAAUAAAUAAAUAAAUAGAAUUGAAGAUUACUAAAAACUCAGUUAAGUUGACAAAAGCAAACUCUAUUAAACGCUAUGAUGCAUCAUGUACUACCAUAGUAACAGGUAGAGGUAGUAUAUGGAUAAUGAUUUAACAAUAUCCAGUUUGCAGUUAUUUGUAUAGUUUCUUACAAAUAAUAAAAUAGUAUUAUAGAUUAAAAAGUCUCUGAGAAGAAAGCCAAGCAAUGG
Molecule: messenger RNA, 1531 nt
Organism: Daktulosphaira vitifoliae (grape phylloxera)
Lineage: Eukaryota; Metazoa; Arthropoda; Insecta; Hemiptera; Phylloxeridae
Exons: 6
Coding region: 358-1059 (233 amino acids)
Source: RefSeq, a predicted model, not a curated record